GAGAGAGAGAGAGAGAGAGAGAGAGAGAGAGAGAGAGAGAGAGAAAGAUGGAAUUGAGGAAGAACUGAAGAAGUUUAUAUGAAGUGUGUGAAUAGGAGGGACUUUGAACUUGAUUUGGAAGUGAUGUAUCUGAGAUUUUUUAGAAGACUAGCUUUUUACGCGCCAUUUGAUUGA
This is a messenger RNA of Brassica napus (rape), 174 nucleotides long. RefSeq lists its product as uncharacterized. The transcript is spliced from 2 exons. Lineage: Eukaryota; Viridiplantae; Streptophyta; Magnoliopsida; Brassicales; Brassicaceae. The annotation marks the transcript as partial. The record is from RefSeq and is a predicted model, not a curated record.